Vigna umbellata (rice bean) is the source of this 2118-nucleotide messenger RNA. RefSeq names its product cationic amino acid transporter 1-like. The record is from RefSeq and is a predicted model, not a curated record. Gene Ontology annotation, cellular component: plasma membrane. Gene Ontology annotation, biological process: amino acid transport; transmembrane transport. Gene Ontology annotation, molecular function: L-glutamate transmembrane transporter activity; L-lysine transmembrane transporter activity. NCBI's taxonomy places the organism in Eukaryota, Viridiplantae, Streptophyta, Magnoliopsida, Fabales, Fabaceae.
CCUCUACGCCACACUAUCAGGCACACAGCUUUUGACAGAGAGAAAACUACAAAACUGGAUGGGAGGUGAGGGCGCGAUUGACGGCGGAGUGCGGAGGCGGGGAUUGACAUUCCGGAAAAACGACUUUUUUCCGGAAGAGUCGUUCAAGAGUUGGAACAACUAUGCCAGAGCCAUUAUGGAGACGCCGUGGAGGUUGAUGGAUCGGGUGCUGAGUCGAUCCCAGGACCACACGGAGCUCGUAGAGAUGAAGGCUCGGAGCGGCCACGAGAUGAAGAAGACGCUCAACUGGUGGGACCUCAUGUGGUUCGGAAUCGGCGCCGUCAUCGGCUCCGGCAUAUUCGUCCUCACCGGCCUCGAGGCUAGGUCAACGGUCGGACCCGCCGUCGUCCUCUCCUACGUCGUUUCCGGAGUCUCCGCCUUGUUCUCCGUCUUCUGCUACACCGAGUUCGCGGUAGAAAUCCCCGUCGCAGGUGGAUCAUUUGCGUACUUAAGAGUAGAACUGGGAGAAUUUGUGGCCUUCAUAGCUGCCGGAAACAUCCUCCUUGAAUAUGUAAUCGGCGGCGCCGCGGUGGCUCGGUCAUGGACCUCUUAUUUCGCCACCCUCUGCGGCCAACACCCUGAUGACUUUCGUAUAGUAGUCCACAACAUGAACCCUGAUUAUGGGCAUCUGGACCCUAUAUCCAUCGGAGUACUCAUAGCCAUCACUCUCCUCGCAGUGUACAGCACCAAAGGCUCUUCAAUCUUCAACUUCAUUGCCACGAUCUUUCACUUGAUUGUCAUUGCCUUCAUCAUCAUCGCAGGCCUAACGAAGGCCAACACCGAAAACUACAAACCUUUUCUUCCUUUUGAAGUUCGUGGCGUGUUCAAGGCUUCGGCUGUUCUUUUCUUUGCCUAUGUUGGCUUUGAUGCUGUCUCAACCAUGGCUGAGGAAACCAAGAACCCUGCGAGGGACAUUCCCAUUGGUCUCGUGGGCUCAAUGGUGAUUACCACAUUCUUAUAUUGCGCGCUAGCUGUGACACUAUGCCUCAUGCAAAAGUACACCGACAUUGACCCAGACGCUCCCUAUUCGAUUGCGUUUAGUGCUGUGGGAAUGGAUUGGGCUAAGUACAUUGUUGCAUUUGGGGCGUUGAAUGGAAUGACCACUGUGUUGUUGGUGAGUGCGGUGGGUCAAGCUCGUUACCUAACCCACAUUGCACGUACCCACAUGAUGCCUCCUUGGUUUGCUCAUGUUGAUGAGAAAACUGGGACACCCGUGAAUGCCACAAUUUCCAUGCUUGCAGCCACAGCCGUAAUUUCUUUCUUCACUAAACUUAAUAUUCUCUCCAACCUCUUGUCAAUUUCCACUCUCUUCAUCUUCAUGCUUGUGGCUGUGGCGCUUCUAGUGCGCCGCUAUUACUCAAGUGGGGUAACCACAAAGCAGAAUAAAACGAAGCUCAUUCUGUGCCUUGUGCUGAUUUUGGGGUCUUCGUGUGGAAUUUCUGGUUAUUGGGCAAGCAGCGAUGGUUGGAUUGGGUAUGCAAUUUUCGUGCCGCUGUGGAUUUUAGGGACUGUGGUUCUUUGGCUUUGUGUUCCGCAGGCAAAGCAACCGAAACUUUGGGGGGUGCCCUUGGUUCCAUGGCUACCUUCUUUAUCUAUUGCCAUUAACAUAUUCCUUCUUGGCUCUAUUGAUAAAGAUUCAUUUAUCAGAUUUGGGGUGUGGACAGGGCUCCUCUUGGUAUACUAUGGGCUACUGGGGCUACAUGCUUCUUAUGAUACAGCGAAAGGGUUCGAGAGCCAAAAAACUUCUGUGGAUGUUGAUAAGCAGUGGAACAAGGCGGAAGAAGGGGCGCAAGGGGCAAGAGGGCAAGUGCCUCUUACAGCAGUUACAACUGACUAAUGUACAAAAAGUUGCCGUAACUAGACAAAAGGCUUCUCAGCAAAUAAUUUACUUAAACUUUCGAUAUUCCAGUUUGUCAAAAAAAGUAGCUGUGGGUGUGUAUUUUUCAAAAAAAGAAGCUGUGGAUGUGUGAACAUGUUUCUUAUUAGUGUUGCUGAAUUAUUUGUAGAGUGAUAAUCUUUAGACAACGAUCUGUUUUAGAAUAGUUUCUUUUUAGCAGUAAAAUCUGCAUGGUUAGUACA